AUUUCCUUAUAUCUAUAUUGUUUUGUUAAAUAUUUGAGAUUUUAAUUUCAAUGUGGUGCGACUGUUGACGUGAAUUCGCAAUGAGAACGAGAAACUGCGUAUUGCGGUGGUCUUUGUGCCUCUAUCUUGUCGUUGUAUUUUGGACUCAUUCAGCAGCUGGGCAGGUUCGAUACUCCAUCCCGGAGGAAAUGUCGAUGGGCUCCUUUGUGGGGAAUAUAGCGAAAGAUCUGGGAUUAAGUCCUGAGCGACUGGCCACAGGGAGAGCCCGGAUAUUCAGCGCUGACAGCAGUGAGUACAUUGAGCUGGACAGGGAGAAAGCGCAGCUGAUUGUAAAGGAGAGAAUAGACAGAGAGAAGCUCUGCGGAGAGGCGUCUAUCUGCAGCUUCAGUUUUGAGGUGAUUCUUGAAAACCCCAUGGAGCUCUAUCGUAUUACCGUAGAAAUAUUAGAUAUUAACGACAACAGUCCCGUUUUUCCGAGUAGUGAAAUCAGUCUGGAAAUAAGAGAAUCAGCUUUGCCAGGGACGCGCUUCUCCCUCGAGAGCGCGGUGGACCCAGACGUGGGGACAAAUACACUCCAGAAAUACUCACUUCACCCCGCUGAUCAUUUUAGCUUAAAGAUACAGAACCGUUUUGAUGGAAGCAAAAACGUGGAAAUGGUCCUACAGGUUCCGUUAGACAGAGAAAAACAAGACCACCAGUAUUUAACAUUGACUGCUGUCGAUGGCGGAAAUCCGAAACGGUCCGGCACAGUAAAAAUUCAAAUCGUGGUCCUCGACGCCAACGACAAUUCGCCGUUGUUCAGUCAGUCGGUUUACAAAGCCUCAGUGGUAGAAAAUGCUCUUAAAGGGACUCUAGUGGCAACAGUGAGUGCAACAGACGCCGACGAAGAAUCAAAUGGCUCCAUUCAGUACAAUUUUGAGCAUGCUGCUGCUAGUAUUAAAGAGCUUUUUGCUAUGGACCCCACCACUGGUGAAAUAAGAGUUGUUGGGGAUAUAGACUAUGAAAGGUUUAAGCUUUUUCAGAUAAAGGUACAAGCAAAAGAUGAAGGUGGUUUGAGCGACUCCAGUGAGAUAAUCAUUGAGGUAGUCGAUGUUAAUGAUAAUGCUCCCAAAAUGACGCUGAUGUCAUUUUCUAGCGUAUUGCGCGAGGACUCGAUCCCCGGGACUGUAAUAGCUAUGAUAAAUGUCCAGGAUCUUGAUUCGGGGGAUAAUGGCAAAAUCACUUGUUCAGUUGAUCAAAACCUCCCUUUCAACAUAGAAGCAACCUUACCGAAUUACUACAGUCUACUGACAGAUGCGGUCUUGGACAGAGAACAGACAUCGGAAUAUAACAUUACAAUUACUGCAGUUGACCAAGGUAUUCCGCCGCUAUCUAGUAAACAGAUUUUAACUUUAAGAAUUUCAGAUGUAAACGACCAUGCUCCUAAAUUUCAACAAGAAAUAUACAAUGCAUACAUCAUGGAAAACAACGCCCUCUCCGCCUCUUUCUUUUCUGUUAAAGCAGAGGACGCUGACUGGGGACCUAAUGCUCGUAUAUCUUAUUUUAUUGAGGAUGGGAGUUUAAACGGUGCUCCGCUGACUUCUUACAUAUCAAUAAAUUCAGACAGCGGGGUACUUUACGCAGCUAAGACCUUUGACUAUGAGCAAAUAAAAUUUUUAAAAAUCCACGUUAAAGCUCAAGACGGUGGCUCCCCGCCGUUAAGCACCAACGUAACCGUAAAUAUUCAUAUCCAGGACCAGAACGACAACGCCCCCCAGAUUCUCUACCCAGUGCAGACUGGUGUCUCUCAAGUGGCUGAAAUGGUGCCUCGUUCAGCAGAUGUUGGCUAUCUUGUCACUAAAGUGGUCGCUGUUGAUGUGGACUCGGGACAGAAUGCCUGGCUCUCAUAUAAACUGCUGAAAGCGACAGACAGGGCGCUGUUUGAAGUGGGUUUACAGAAUGGAGAAAUAAGAACUUUACGCCAAGUCACUGAUAAAGAUGCAGUGAAACAAAGACUUACUGUUGUAGUAGAGGACAACGGGCAGCCCUCUCGUUCAGCUACAGUCAAUGUUAACGUGGCGGUAGCAGACAGCUUCCCGGAAGUGCUCUCUGAAUUCACCGACUAUACACAGGACAAGGAUUACAAUGUUAACCUGACCUUUUAUUUGGUCUUGGCCUUGGCAGUGGUCUCCUUUUUGUUUAUUAUCUCCAUGAUUGCGAUUAUUUCAGUAAAAGUAUAUCGAUGGAGACAGACAAGAUUAUUACAAAUCCAAUGGGAACCUCCCUGUUAUUCCGUACUAUCCACCGCUUUACGCUGACGUUGAUGGCGCCGGAACUCUGCAGCACGUGUAUAAUUACGAGGUGUGCAGGACUACUGACUCGAGAAAGAGUGACAUCAAAUUC
Megalops cyprinoides (Indo-Pacific tarpon) is the source of this 2382-nucleotide messenger RNA. RefSeq names its product protocadherin gamma-A11-like. Gene Ontology annotation, cellular component: plasma membrane. Gene Ontology annotation, biological process: homophilic cell-cell adhesion. Lineage: Eukaryota; Metazoa; Chordata; Actinopteri; Elopiformes; Megalopidae. The record is from RefSeq and is a predicted model, not a curated record. Gene Ontology annotation, molecular function: calcium ion binding.